Molecule: messenger RNA, 75 nt
Organism: Spirodela intermedia
Lineage: Eukaryota; Viridiplantae; Streptophyta; Magnoliopsida; Alismatales; Araceae
Source: the annotation of a GenBank genome assembly
AUGCACAACUUUUUUUCACAUUGCUUUUGGCGCCAGCUUGUUUUUAUCUGUCACACAAAGUCGUCAUCUUGUUAG